AUGGGACUGGUACUGAUCCUAGUGUUGACUCAAGUCUUCUACACUGAUGCAUAUCAGUACGUGUCCUUCAACACAUCCGGCAAACACGUCAAAUACAUCAACGACGUCGGGGUGAAGAUCACGGGCGCCCACUCCAUGGUGCUGAAGGUGAAGACCUGCUCCAAGGCCUACCUCAUCCUCACAGAGACAGUCCUCUACCAGAAGACCAAGGCCUACUAUGUGGUCAUGCUCGACCGGACCGAGAAGCCACGCCUGUCAUCCAUCUUGGAGGGUUGCUUGACCUGCACGGCCAAGGCCUCUAGCUCCAUCAGGAUGCUGUACUGUUCCUUCUACAAAGUGUUCUGGUUGUCGUGGGACGACAAGGGCUUGAUACAGAUCGGCAGAGGCAACACGCCAUACAAGAACAAGCUGAUGUCCCAUCGGGGAAGCAACAAGUUCACCAUUAACUAUAUACAGGCCAUGUCCCAUGGUCAUUCUGGGGACUGGCAGGUCAGGAAAGACUGCCCACCGGGUCGUUACGGUUCACGAUGUGUCCUACGCUGUGGCCAGUGCGCAUGCCCAGGCGACUGUGACCCUAACUACGGGCGGUGCAAGAAGGGGUGCAAGCCGGGCUGGAGGGGCAUCAGGUGCAAGCGAGUCUGUCCCAACUCCACACACGGUGUCGGCUGUCAGAAGUGCGGCCACUGCAGCCUCGGCGAGAAUUGCCACAGGGAAACGGGGAGGUGCGAGACCGGAUGUGACCUAGGGUGGAUGGGACAGAAAUGUGAUCAAGAAUGCAUGUCGGGAUCAUAUGGCGCCAACUGCAGCAAUACUUGCGGUCACUGCGGGAACAACACAGCCUGCGACCAAGUCAACGGCAUCUGUCCCCCCGACACCGACUGUGAACCUGGGUGGUCGGGCUAUCGCUGUGAUAAAGAUGGCGAAGAAGACAAGAUCCUGAUCUUUUCCACUGAUGAGCAACUGGGAUAUCUUUCCGAAGCAAAUACGAUCUACAUGGAUGGUACCUUAUCCUGUUGCCCCAACCUUUGGAACCAGCUGUACACUGUACAUGCCCGCAGUGGAUAUACGAUGUACCCACUUGUCUUCGCCCUGCUGCCCAACCGACAACCGACAACAUACGCCAGGCUGUUCACGCUGCUGAAGACAGAGGUGCAGCAGAUUCUCAACCAACCCUUGUCACCAGCUACUGUGCAGACAGACUUCGAGAUGGCGGCCAUUCGAGCAGUCGAGGCAUGUCCACGUGGAACCUUUGGUCUGGGAUGUGUGGAGUGCGGCCAUUGCAAGGAUGACGCGCUGUGCCACGUUACGACUGGAAUCUGUACUUCCGGUUGUGCUGAUGGCUGGACCGGAACACGGUGUGAUCAAGAAUGUAGAGACGGCACAUGGGGAAUGUACUGCAAGUUGGAGUGUGGUCAGUGUCAAGAUGGGGAGCCAUGUGACAAGGUCACAGGUCGUUGUCCUGGAGAGUGUGCCCCUAGCUGGACUGGCUGUAACUGUGAUGCAGAGUGUACUUCGGGGACCUACGGCCCCGGCUGCAAGGAGGAGUGUGGGUGGUGCAAGGACGAAGAGCCGUGUGACAAGGUGACGGGGAUGUGUGAAAACGGCUGUUACCCAGGGACCAAGGGAGACAAGUGUGAACACGAGUGUGCCGAUGGUUCCUACGGCACCAACUGCUCUGUCAUGUGUGGUCACUGUCUGGAUGGUAUACCAUGCGAGUCUGAAACAGGCUUCUGUCUGCUGGGAUGUUCCCCAGGGUGGGAGGGGCUACGAUGUGACUAUAAAGGUAAGACUGAUGAGGAUGAGGAUGGGGUGCUGUGGUUCACGUGUGACGAUGAGGGUUCAAGAGUGCCCGGAGACUUGGACACCACGAAGACCAAACUGACCAACACUACCCCUGUGAAACCAGACAAAGUUGCAGCCAUCAGUCUUGGGAUCACUCUCAUCAUCAUCGUCAUCUGUGUUAUCGGCGGUGGAGUCGUUGCCUGGAGACGUUGUCGGCGACCCGAAGAGGAGCUCAAAGUCCACGGCAUCGUCAACCCCGGCGCCAACACGGAGUCGUCCUUCGUUGAAAUCCAAGGCGAAGGAGCCUUCAAAAACACGGACAGUCGGUGGAAGAACACUUCGACGUUUGAGUCCCAAACCUAG
Haliotis rubra (blacklip abalone) is the source of this 2145-nucleotide messenger RNA. RefSeq names its product multiple epidermal growth factor-like domains protein 10. The coding region runs from base 1 to 2145 and encodes 714 amino acids. The transcript is spliced from 13 exons. Gene Ontology annotation, molecular function: scavenger receptor activity. The record is from RefSeq and is a predicted model, not a curated record. NCBI's taxonomy places the organism in Eukaryota, Metazoa, Mollusca, Gastropoda, Lepetellida, Haliotidae.